This is a messenger RNA of Alternaria atra, 1038 nucleotides long. RefSeq lists its product as uncharacterized. Gene Ontology annotation, biological process: transmembrane transport. The transcript has 3 exons. NCBI's taxonomy places the organism in Eukaryota, Fungi, Ascomycota, Dothideomycetes, Pleosporales, Pleosporaceae. Bases 1 to 1038 code for a protein of 345 amino acids. The record is from RefSeq and is a predicted model, not a curated record.
AUGUCGAAACCAUCCGAGAAGCCGCAACCGCAGGCGCCCGCAAUCAUGAGCGAUGAACCGGGCACGGGUAUAAAACCCCUCGGCACGCCCGACAUCACCAGCCUACAGCGCAUUCGCCAGGUCUUCGCACAACCAGUUCUGGCUUCUUUCGUUGCCGGCGGCGUGGCCGGCGCUGUCUCACGAACCGUCGUAUCGCCGCUUGAACGCCUUAAGAUCUUGUUCCAGAUUCAGAGUGUUGGCCGCGAGGAGUAUAAAAUGUCGGUCCCCAAGGCCCUGGCUAAGAUGUGGAGAGAAGAGGGCUGGAGAGGUUUCAUGGCAGGCAACGGCACCAAUUGCAUACGCAUUGUGCCAUACUCCGCCGUGCAGUUCAGCGCAUACAACGUCUACAAGCGGUUCUUCGAGAGCGAACCAGGUGGCCCCCUCGAUGCUUACCAGCGACUACUCUGUGGUGGGCUUGCUGGUAUCACUUCCGUAACGUUCACCUACCCCCUCGAUAUCGUUCGCACACGUCUAUCUAUCCAGUCCGCGUCCUUCUCCGAUCUCAAGAAGGAAGCUGGCCAGAAGUUACCGGGCAUGUGGGCACUGCUUAUGAACAUGUACAGGACUGAGGGCGGUGUUCCGGCGCUGUAUCGAGGCAUCCUUCCCACCGUGGCAGGUGUCGCGCCAUACGUCGGCCUUAACUUCAUGGUCUAUGAGAUUGCCCGUACAAAGUUCACACGCGACGGCCAGAAGGACCCCGGCGCCAUUGGCAAGCUAGGAGCGGGUGCCGUCUCCGGUGCUGUCGCGCAAACCAUCACAUACCCAUUCGAUGUUCUGCGGCGGAGAUUCCAGAUCAACACCAUGAGCGGCAUGGGAUACCAGUACGCGGGAAUUGGUGACGCUAUCAAGCAAAUCAUCAAGACGGAAGGCUUUAGGGGUCUCUACAAGGGUAUUGCACCCAACCUUCUCAAGGUCGCACCCAGCAUGGCUAGCAGUUGGCUCAGCUUCGAGAUGACACGCGAUAUGCUCAUGGGCAAGUGGAACUCGGGCUUCUUGUAG